AUGUUUUCUUUUUAUUUAAGUCUGAGACUUGAAGGUUUUCCAACGAUGGAGAGGUACACAAUUGAGCAGCGUGUUAAGACUGUUGAAGCCUUUUACGAAAAUGAGCGUUCAAAUCAAAAUGCACUUCGUGCACUUCGAGAUUUUUUGGUCAGCUUAAUCGACCAAAUAGUCAUUGCAAAUAUGUACCAUCGGAUAGAAGUAUGCCACCGACGCCGUGGCGAGCAUUUGGCCGAUAUUUUGUUUCACACAUAA
This is a messenger RNA of Parnassius mnemosyne (clouded apollo), 252 nucleotides long. NCBI's taxonomy places the organism in Eukaryota, Metazoa, Arthropoda, Insecta, Lepidoptera, Papilionidae. The record is from the annotation of a GenBank genome assembly.